AAACCCCAUCAAAAAGGCACCUGAAUAAAGAUAUCUCUCUUCUCCGUCAAAUAGAAACCCUAACGUUCACAGAACUCGCAAUGAAAGGUGGUCAAUCCAAAGCUGAGGCCAAGAGCACUGAUAAGAGGCUGAAAACCCGUGGUGGAAAACCUGGAAAGAAGGUGAAGGAUCCCAACAAGCCGAAGAGGCCUCCGAGUGCCUUCUUCGUCUUCCUGGAGGAGUUCCGACGGGAGUUCAACAAAGCAAACCCUAAGAACAAGUCCGUUGCUGCUGUUGGUAAAGCUGCUGGAGAUAAAUGGAAAUCCAUGUCAGAGGAAGAUAAAGCUCCUUAUGUCUCAAAGGCGGAGAGCAAAAAGAGUGAAUAUGUCAAGAAUAUGCAACAAUACAACAAGAAACUGGCUGAUGGAGAUGAUGACUCUGACAAGUCCAAGUCUGAAGUCAACGAUGAGGAGGAAGGAGAAAGCGAAGAGGAUGAAGAUGAUGAUUAGGGUUCUUCUCUACAGAGACUCAGGUGAAGAUGAAUGAGAAAUUUGUGUAAAGUUUCUAAGAUCUGAUUAAGAAAAAACAAAAAACAUAGACGGGGCUAUGCAUUUUCUUUUGAUAUGAGGCUCUCACCUGGUGUUGCCAUGGAUUAGGCCAGUUGUUGUAGGGAGAAUGGCAACCCCCCUCCUUGCUGAGAAUUUAUAUUUGCUUAACAAGCUUUUUUGUGAUAAGAGAUUGUAGUUCGAGCUUCAUUUCUGGUUAUGGUAUGUUAGUUUACUUCUGGGUA
Tarenaya hassleriana is the source of this 769-nucleotide messenger RNA. RefSeq names its product high mobility group B protein 4-like. The coding region runs from base 81 to 488 and encodes 135 amino acids. The transcript is spliced from 8 exons. NCBI's taxonomy places the organism in Eukaryota, Viridiplantae, Streptophyta, Magnoliopsida, Brassicales, Cleomaceae. The record is from RefSeq and is a predicted model, not a curated record.